Antechinus flavipes (yellow-footed antechinus) is the source of this 1704-nucleotide messenger RNA. RefSeq names its product vomeronasal type-2 receptor 26-like. The record is from RefSeq and is a predicted model, not a curated record. NCBI's taxonomy places the organism in Eukaryota, Metazoa, Chordata, Mammalia, Dasyuromorphia, Dasyuridae. Gene Ontology annotation, cellular component: membrane. The coding region runs from base 1 to 1704 and encodes 567 amino acids. The transcript has 5 exons. Gene Ontology annotation, molecular function: G protein-coupled receptor activity. Gene Ontology annotation, biological process: G protein-coupled receptor signaling pathway.
AUGGUCAAGAAUCCUUGUCACAUAGAAAGACGUUUCAAUCCUACAUAUAGAAAAGAAGGGGACCUAAUCAUUGCUGGAUUCCUCUCCCUUUUUGUGAAGGUACAAGUUUCAAUGGACAAAGUUUUCUUCAAAAUGUGUCCCUUCUGGAUUUAUGCACUACCAACGUCAAUGUUCAAACAAUAUCACCAUUUCCUUGCUCUUCAAUAUGCUGUUGAUGAGAUCAACAAGAAUCCUUAUUUGCUGCCGAACACAACCUUGGGAUAUCAGUUACUCAAUAACUUCCAUCUGGAGAAACUAGCUGUGGAGAGCUCCUUAAUAUGGCUAUCAGGUAGAGGUCCUAUUAUUCCCAAUUAUAGCUGUGAUAAACAGUCCAAUUCUGUGGCUGUCAUUGGAGGGAUGUCCGCUACACUUUCCAUGGCCAUGGCCACCAUUCUCGAACUGUAUAAAGUUCCACAGCUCCAUCACAUUCUGAAAUCCAUCAAUUCUGUCAAUAAGGCUAUUGAUGAGUCACAUGAGGAAGGAGCCCAGCCAGCUGCUGAGAUAUAUGAUAUACUGAAUUAUAAAUCCUUUCCUGACCAGAUAGAGGCUCUGGUCAAAGUGGGUGAAGUGUAUCCUCUUGCUCAGAGGUUCACCAUUAUGGAAGAAGACAUAGAUUGGCCAGAAGAUUUCAAUCAGACUCCAACUUCUAGGUGCAAUCUGAAGUGUGGCCCUGGAUUCAAAAAAACAGCUCUUGAAAGACAGCCAAAGUGUUGCUAUGCUUGUACUCCAUGUCCUGAAGGAACAAUUUCCAACCAGACAGAUGCAGAGCAGUGCCUGCAAUGCCUCGAAGAUCAAUAUCCUAAUAGGGAAAGAGAUCAUUGCCUCCCCAGGACUAGGACGUUCCUGGCCUAUGAGGAACUUCUGGGAAUGACUCUGGCCAGUGCAGCCAUCUGCUUCUCCCUCCUCACUGUGCUGGUCCUGGGGGUCUUUGUGAAGCACAGGGACACCCCUAUAGUCAAAGCCAAUAACCGCAGUCUCAGCUACACUCUGCUGGUCUCCCUUACCCUCUGCUUCCUCUGCUCCUUGCUCUUCAUCGGCCAUCCUACCACAGCCACCUGCCUGCUGCGCCAAACCACAUUCGCAGUUGUCUUCACAGUGGCCGUUUCCUCCAUUUUGGCUAAAACCAUCACUGUGGUUCUGGCCUUCAGGGCCACCAGACCAGGGAGCAGGCUCCGGAGCUGGCUGGGAUCCGCAGCAUCUUACUCUCUCAUUUUCACCUGCACCCUCAUCCAAAUGUGUCUCUGUGGCAUCUGGCUUGGAACAUCCCCCCCGUUCUUGGAGAUGGACAUCCACUCUGAGCCUGGCUCCAUUAUCAUCCAGUGCAAUGAGGGCUCCCUCCUCAUCUUCUACUGUGUCCUGGGCUACAUGGCCUUGCUGGCCUUGGCGAGCUUCACCGUGGCUUUCCUGGCCAGGAACCUGCCAGACACUUUCAAUGAAGCCAAGUUCCUGACCUUCAGCAUGCUUGUGUUCUGCAGCGUCUGGAUCUCCUUCCUCCCCUCGUACCAGAGCUCCAAAGGCAAGGCCAUCGUUGCCUUGGAAGUGUUUGCCAUCUUGACCUCCAGUGCCGGGAUUCUCACUUGCAUCUUUGUUCCCAAGUGCUUUGUGAUCCUUCUAAGAUCAGACCAAAAUACUCUGGGGAUACUUAAAAAGAAAGCUAAUCCCUGA